AUGUCUGCCAUUCUCCCAGCCUUAAUGAUAAUGGAACGAACCUCUGAAACUCGCGAGACUCCGGAGGAGCGAGCGUACAGAUACCGCCUGGCCACUUGCCUGCUGGGACCGCCGGCACUGUGGCCACGGGCCCGGCGGGAGGCGGGGGAGGAGGUGGGACCAGUUUCUCAGCUCAGGGCGCGACAGCGCUCGGGACACGGGCGGGGCGCGUCGCCGGCUUCGGGCAGGGCGUUGGGGCUGGUGACUCAGAGCUUCCCUCCGGGCCACGCCCUUCGCCGGCCACGCCCCGCGUCGUUAACCACGCCCUCCACUCCGUUGGCCCCACCCCGUGAGGAGGAGCCUCGCCUUCAUCUCCGCCCCAGACUCCGGGGCGGGCCGGAGUCUGAGGAAGAGGAAGGGGACGAGGACAACGAGCGACGGGCGGUGGAGGACGCGGAGGAGGAAGGGGAGGCCGACCAACAAGAUGGCCCCUGCUGCAGGAGCAGCCUCAGCAGCAGCAGGUGGGGGGCUGGAGGCGGCGCUGGCGGUGGCGGCUAUGGCCGUGCUCCCGCGGCCUGGGACAGAGUCAGAGUCGAUGGUGGCAGCGGUGGCGGCGGCGGCUGCCGCGACGGUGACGACGGCCGUAGGGACUCGGAGCUGAGAGGAGCUGCUGCUCGGACCAGCGCGGUUAUAUUUCACACUAUGUGCUGACUGUAUCUACAGAAGAUAUUUAAAAAAAAGAUAAACUUUUUUCCAAGAUUUUGAUUCCAGUGGAAUCUUUGCUUUAGAUUUUGUGUGUGUG
This is a messenger RNA of Peromyscus eremicus (cactus mouse), 781 nucleotides long. Its product is annotated as forkhead box protein C1-like. The record is from RefSeq and is a predicted model, not a curated record. The transcript is spliced from 3 exons. NCBI's taxonomy places the organism in Eukaryota, Metazoa, Chordata, Mammalia, Rodentia, Cricetidae. Bases 1 to 690 code for a protein of 229 amino acids.